AUAUUUCCAAAAAAAAAUGUUAUGAUAAAAAAUGUGUUCGAAAUAUUAUCCAAAAAAAAAAAAAUACAAGUCCGGUCCAUCGCAAUCGACCUCGGCGCUUUAUUCGGAACCCCGCUUAAGACCAGACACCGUCGAUGAGAUGAUGAUUUCUUCAAAGCUUUCUUUGCGAUGGCUUUGUAUAAAUACAAUGGCGAAUGGUUACAAGAGAGAAGAAGCGGCUUAAUCGGUGUGAUUUUGAACUCGGUGGCUCGAAGCGGGCAGGGUUUUCGAGUCGGUCGUCGAGGAAGGAGGUUUCCUCGUAAUUUUCUUAAGCCUAGAUUCUUCCGUUGGCUACUGUUUCUUCUCGCUGUAUUCUUCUUGCUCGUUUUUGCUACAUUUUGCCUUAAUUUACUCUCCAAUGGUAAUGAGGAAGAGAAUAAUCUCCUCUUAUCACAAGAAGUACAUGAUGAAAUUUCCGGCUCCUAUGCCGCACUGACGCCACCGAAAAGCAAGCGUCGUAAGCAGCAUUUUCCUUGUGAAGUUAAGCUUGCAGCAGCAGUUGAUAAUAUUUUGGAGCCCAAGAAUUAUAUGAAUUUCACACAGUUUUCACUCGAGUAUUUAGAGAGGGAAGUGAAUCCUUUGCAUGCCAACUCACUUGAGAGUAGAUUUGGAGGGUAUCAAACUCUCGCGGAAAGGGAGAAAUCAUUCUUUGCAAGGAAUCAAACUAUUCACUGUGGUUUUGUCAAAGGCCUGCCAGGAUUGUCAAGCACUGGAUUUGAGUUGAGUGAAAAUGAUAAGGCAUACAUGAAUACUUGCCGAAUUGCAGUAUCUUCUUGCAUUUUUGGAAGCUCUGACUUUCUGAGGAGACCCACAAGCAGAUUGAUUAGUGAAUUUUCCAAGCAAAAUGUGUGUUUUGUUAUGUUUGUGGAUGAGCAAACACUGUCAAAACUGUCUUCAGAAGGACAUACACCUGAUGAUAAAGGAUAUGUUGGUCUGUGGAAAAUUGUUGUUGUGAGGAACUUACCGUACUUGGAUAUGCGGAAAACUGGAAAGGUGCCAAAGUUUUUAUCACAUCGUCUUUUCCCUUCUUCUAGGUAUUCAAUCUGGAUUGACAGUAAGAUGCGACUUAAUGCUGACCCAAUGCUAAUCAUUGAAUUCUUUAUGUGGCGAAUGAGAGCAGAGUAUGCCAUUUCAAACCACUAUGAUCGCCACUGUGUUUGGGAAGAGGUUUUACAAAAUAAACGUCUGAAUAAGUACAACCAUACAGCCAUUGAUGACCAGUUUAAGUUUUACCAGUCUGAUGGCCUCAGAAAGUUUGAUCCUUCAGACCCAAAUACUCCUCUUCCAAGUUAUGUGCCCGAAGGUUCCUUUAUCAUCCGGGCCCAUACACCAAUGUCAAAUUUAUUUUCAUGCUUGUGGUUCAAUGAAGUAGAUCGAUUUACCUCGCGUGACCAACUAAGCUUUGCCUACACUUAUUUGAAGUUGAGGAGAAUGAAUCCAGAUAAACCAUUCCAUCUAAAUAUGUUUAAGGAUUGUCAGCGCAGAACACUAGCAAAAUUAUUCAGGCAUCGGACGGUGCCAUCUUUCCCACCUCCUUGACCAAUCUGAAAAUUAUGCUAGUUUUUCUGGAGCACAAAUGCAUUCACAGCAACUCUCUAUCAAGUACACCCACAACCCUUUUUUCUUCCAAGAAUCUUAUUUCAUGGAUUUUUCAAGCGUGAAAGGAAUUAAAAGUGGACCAGUUUCUUCAGAUAAUUGUAAGUGCUUUAUACUAUUGGCACUUGGCAGAGUGGACUUAUGCCGAAGAAAUGGAACUAUUUGGCCUUACCAAAUGUUUCAAUGUGGUUCCAAGAUAAUAAAGAUCUAAGUUUAUUAUUGUAGGCUGUAUUGAGAAUUAUAGGCUACACGUGGAGUGAGGCUUAAGUUUAUCGAUUUUUUUUUUUAAUAAUCAUUGGUGUCUGAUUUGGAGAUGAUAGCACACUGUCACUUGGAGAAACUACAUCGGGAUUAUCUGCCAUUCUGUCUUGCUUUUAAGUUCCAAGCCAACUCCCAAAUCCCCUUCCCAAGAAAGAAGAGAAUAUACAUAUAUAAAAUUCAUAUUGCUUACAAGCUUCUCAUAACACUUGGUAAUAUUCUCAUAUUCUUUUAAAUUUUUUUUUUGAAGUUGAAGCCCCUGGUUUUCUGUUGAUAGCUUUUGGUAUUGUUGUGAAACAGCCAAAAAUGCUGGUUUCAAUCGUAUUUCUCAACAUUUGACACUUGACAAUUUGUAUGCAUGCUAGCCAUGCCGUUUUUGUUUGCUACAGAGGGGAUAUGCUGUUUUCUCUUGGAAAGAAGGGUAACAUUUAAAUUCUGUUGAUGAAGAUUUUGUACCGCCUGCAAUGUAAUGCGUGUCAUAACUGUUUCUGAGAAGCCAAGUUCUGCCUGUUAGUUUUACUUACCAAUUCUCGUAAUUUUUAUGUUGUUCGCUUGUUCUACUCCUUGAAACUCUGUAAAUAUCAUCUUGUUUUAGCUGCUGAAAAGCAUUUCCAUUUA
Messenger RNA from Durio zibethinus, 2511 nucleotides. RefSeq names its product transmembrane protein (DUF616). NCBI's taxonomy places the organism in Eukaryota, Viridiplantae, Streptophyta, Magnoliopsida, Malvales, Malvaceae. The record is from RefSeq and is a predicted model, not a curated record.